This is a messenger RNA of Hordeum vulgare subsp. vulgare (domesticated barley), 2221 nucleotides long. Its product is annotated as transport inhibitor response 1-like protein Os11g0515500. Gene Ontology annotation, cellular component: SCF ubiquitin ligase complex. Gene Ontology annotation, biological process: SCF-dependent proteasomal ubiquitin-dependent protein catabolic process. Lineage: Eukaryota; Viridiplantae; Streptophyta; Magnoliopsida; Poales; Poaceae. Gene Ontology annotation, molecular function: protein binding. The coding region runs from base 276 to 1982 and encodes 568 amino acids. The transcript is spliced from 4 exons. The record is from RefSeq and is a predicted model, not a curated record.
GAUAACAAUAGCUCCAUCGCGUUCGUUCCCCCUCUGACGGUCGUCGCACUCCGCCCGCCGAGCACUCCCACCGAGCCAGAGGAACGCCGCCGGCCACCGCCAAGGGAUUUGCCUCUCACUCCGCUGUCGUCGUCGUCGUCCUCCUCCACGGCUUCUCCGCUCCGCUGUACUGGCGAUCCGUCCGUCCGGACGGACGGGGACUGGUUCCUUGCUGGCCACAACCGGAAGCUGUAAAAAAAUAAUUGUGGCUUGUUAGGAUCCCGGGAGCCGGCAAGAUGCCCUACUUUCCAGACGAAGUGGUGGAGCACAUCCUUGGCUUCGUGUCGUCGCAUCGUGACCGCAACGCUGCAUCUCUCGUGUGCCACGCGUGGUACCGCGUCGAGGGCCUCACUCGCCGCUCCGUCUUCAUUUCCAACUGCUAUGCGGUGCGCCCUGAGCGAGUGCACGCACGUUUCCCCUGCCUGCGCUCGCUGACCGUGAAGGGCAGGCCAUGUUUUGCUGACUUCAACCUUGUCCCCGCGGGGUGGGGUGCCACAGCGGAGCCAUGGGUGGAUGCAUGUGCCCGUACAUGCCCUGGCCUUGAAGAGCUCCGCCUGAAGCGGAUGGUUAUCACUGAUGAUUGCCUCAAUCACCUUGCCCGUUCAUUCCCCAAUUUGAGGUCACUAGUCCUUGUUAGCUGUGAGGGGUUCAGCACGGAUGGUCUUGCUACUAUUGCCACCAAUUGCAGGUUUCUCAAGGAACUUGACUUACAUGGGAGUCAGGUGGAGUUUCGAGGCCCUCAUUGGUUUAGUUGUUUCCCCAAGCCUUCGACAUCAUUAGAAUCCUUGAAUUUUGCUUGCUUGGAUGGAACAGUGAGUGCUAAUGCAUUGGAAAGUCUUGUUGCAAGGAGUCCAAAUCUUAAAAGCUUAAGGUUAAAUCGUGCAGUUCCAGCAGCUGUUUUAGCCAACAUUCUUACUUCCGCUCCUAAGCUGGUGGAUUUAGGUACUGGAUUGGUUGCUCAAAACAAUAAUGCUGAUGCACUCAGUCUCUACAAUGCUAUUCAACAAUGCAGUUCUCUGAAUAGUUUGUCUGGCUUUUGGGAUUCUCCACGUUGGAUUACUCCAGUAAUUCAUUAUAUUUGCAAGAACCUAACAUGCUUGAACCUUAGCUAUGCUCCAACGUUUCAGACAGCUGAUCUUAUUGGAGCUAUUCGCCAUUGUCAGAAUCUCCGACACUUGUGGGUACUAGAUCACAUUGGCGAUGCAGGAUUGAAGGUUGUAGCCUCUUGUUGCCUGGAGCUGCAAGAGUUGAGGGUAUUUCCUGCAAAUGCAGAUGUGUUAGCAAGCACUGAUGUGACAGAGGAAGGGCUGGUUGCAGUAUCUUCAGGCUGUCGGAAGCUAAGCUCUGUUCUCUAUUCCUGCAGCCGAAUGACUAAUUCUGCUCUGAUUACGGUGGCAAAGAAUUGCUCGCGAAUCACAUCCUUCAGACUGCGUAUCUGCUUGCAUGGGUCAGUGGAUGCCGUGACAGGCCAGCCACUGGAUGAGGGUUUUGGGGCAAUCGUCCGGUCAUGCAAGGGCCUCAGGCGUCUAUCUAUGUCUGGCCUUCUCACGGACAGCGUGUUCCUGUACAUCGGCAUGUACGCUGAGAGGCUGGAGACGCUCUCUGUUGCGUUUGCAGGAGAUAGUGAUGAUGGCAUGAUCUACGUGCUCAAUGGCUGCAAGAAUCUGAGGAAGCUGGAGAUGAGAAACUGCCCGUUUGGCGACACGGCGCUUCUUGCAGGCAUGCACAGGUACGAGGCGAUGCGCUCUCUUUGGAUGUCGUCGUGCGACAUCACCCUGGGUGGCUGCAGGUCCCUCGCGGCAACCAUGCCAAACCUAAACGUCGAGGUCGUCAGCCAGGUGGAUGGAGUCUCGUGCGAUGCAAAGAAGGUGGAGAAGCUGUAUGUCUACAGGACACUCGCCGGGCCGAGGGGUGAUGCCCCUGGAUUCGUCUCGGCACUGUAAAUUACCUGUACUAUCGUGGUUAGUCGGUUUCUGUGUGGCUUGUAAUUUUUUUACGGUGACUUAACCGCGGAAGAACCUGCGCGUGCUCAAGGCUAGAGUUUCGAUCAUCCUGCUAUUUCACUUACCAAGUCGAUGGAAGCAGUGUAUGCUUGGUUGGUGAUCAGAUACUUUGUUUACAUAUAUGCAUUUGAUACAGAAUGCAAUGGGCAAUCAGUUAAAAUGUGGUAUUUGUGUGUAAA